This is a messenger RNA of Mus musculus (house mouse), 10982 nucleotides long. RefSeq names its product pseudopodium-enriched atypical kinase 1 (gene Peak1). The transcript has 7 exons. The record is from RefSeq and is marked validated. Gene Ontology annotation, biological process: focal adhesion assembly; substrate adhesion-dependent cell spreading; cell migration. Bases 453 to 5660 code for a protein of 1735 amino acids. Gene Ontology annotation, molecular function: protein kinase activity; identical protein binding; non-membrane spanning protein tyrosine kinase activity. Gene Ontology annotation, cellular component: cytoskeleton; focal adhesion; actin cytoskeleton. NCBI's taxonomy places the organism in Eukaryota, Metazoa, Chordata, Mammalia, Rodentia, Muridae.
GAGUAGUUAGUUAGUUGUGUCAGUUGCUCGGUGGAGGCGGCCGCGAUCACCAGAAAGGGGACGGGACAGGAGGCAAUGCUGAAUAUCGCAACGGCUUGUGCUCCCCUCAGGUGUCUGUCCAACCCAGGACUUAUGCGCUAGAUGUUUCUUGGUAGCUUGCCUAGAAAACCCAAGUAAACAUCGGUACUUUCAGAAUAUAGGAAUGAGAGGCAAGGAAGAAAGGACAUUCAUCAUACGAAGAUUUGAAUCACUUUGAAACUGUAAAGGGAUGUAGCACUUGCUGCCAAACUACCUUGCUCACCAGAAUGAAGGAAGUGCUUCAGCAUUAAAUGAUUGAUCGUACUUAGAGGAGCUGCUAUGACAACAUAAGGAGGUGAAAACUCACAGAUGCAAAUGCAAGUCUUGCUAUGCACUGAAGGAAAAGCAUUGUCUGCGAAGUUCUAUUUUUAAAAAUGUCUGCUUGUAACACCUUUACUGAACACGUUUGGAAACCUGGCGAAUGCAAGAAUUGCUUUAAACCUAAAAGCUUGCACCAGCUUCCUCCAGACUCUGAGAAGACGCCCAUCACCCACGGCAGUGGGAAAACUAAUGCCAAUCACAGUAACAACCACCGAGUCAGGAGCACGGGCAACUUCCGGCCCCCUGUGGCUAAAAAGCCCACCAUCGCUGUGAAGCCCACUAUGAUGGUGGCAGAUGGGCAAAGCGUGUGUGGCGAGCUAAGCAUCCAGGAACACUGUGAGAACAAGCCUGUCAUCCUGGGGUGGAACCAAAACAAGACGUCCCUGAGCCAGAAACCACUUAACAACAAUUCUGAAGGUGAUGCUGAAGGCUUUGGCAGUGAUCCUCAGCAGUGUGCCAAUAAUGACAGUGCACAGAAGAUAUCCAAUAACAACAACGGGCUAACUGAAGUGCUAAAGGAGAUAGCGGGCCUGGAAGCCACCCCUCCGGUCAGAGGAAAUGAAACAAACGCCAGAGAAACAUUCUUGGGAAGAAUAAAUGAUUGCUACAAACGAUCGUUGGAAAGAAAGAUCCCACCCAGUUGCAUGACCGGGAGCAUGAAGGACUCUCAGGGCAAACACGUCAUCCUGAGCGGGAGCGCCGAGGUCAUCAGUAACGAAGGGGGCAGGUUCUGCUACCCUGAGUUCUCCAGUGGUGAGGAGAGUGAGGAAGAUGUGCUUUUCAGUAACAUGGAGGAGGAGCAUGAGAGCUGGGAUGAGAGCGAUGAAGAGCUGUUGGCCAUGGAGAUUCGCAUGAGAGGGCAGCCUCGCUUUGCUAACUUCAGGGCAAACACCCUGUCUCCUGUUCGAUUCUUUGUGAGCAAAAAGUGGAAUACUAUCCCCUUACGGAAUAAGUCUCUGCAGAGAAUCUGUGCUGUGGACUAUGACGACAGCUAUGAUGAAAUCCUGAAUGGUUAUGAGGAAAAUUCUGGGGUCUCCUAUGGUCAAGGAAGCGUUCAGAGCACAAUAUCAUCUGACUGCACAUCACCAGGCUCCUCCUUCACAGAAGAGUCACGCUCUGAAACAGCCAGCAGUUUAUCCCAGAAGGUCUGUAAUGGGGGGAUAUCUCCUGGUAACCCAGGAAAUUCUAAGGACAUAGCAGAAACUGAGUCUAAUUUUGAAAGUCCUCCUGGUAACAAUGAGGAGAAGGACGAAUCACUGACUUCCAAAAGCUCGGUGAAAGUUCCAGAGACGCACAAAGCUGUCCUUGCUCUCCGUUUACAGGAGAAGGAUGGCAAGAUUGCAGUACAUACUGAGAAGCCAGAGAGCAAAGCUUCUACAGAUAUCGCUGGCCAGGCAGUCACCAUAAGCCUCGUCCCAGUAGAAGAACAGACAAAGCCCUACCGUGUGGUAAAUCUGGAACAGCCGCUGUGUAAGCCAUAUACCGUUGUGGAUGUGUCGGCAGCCAUGGCCAGCGAGCACCUGGGGCGACCCAAGAUAAAAGGUUCAUCUUCUACUCCAAACUCUCCAGUUACAUCACCUGCAUUGACACCAGGACAAAUAAAUGCCCAUCUCAAAAAAUCCAGUGCAAUCCGAUACCAGGAAGUGUGGACGUCCAGCACCAGUCCACGACAAAAGAUCCCUAAAAUAGAAUUAAGUACUGGGGGACCUGGGCCAAAUGUCCCUCCAAGGAAAAACUGCCAUAAGUCGGCGCCCACUUCACCCACGGCUACAAACAUCUCCUCUAAAACCAUCCCUGUUAAGUCACCUAAUUUGUCUGAAAUAAAAUUUAAUAGUUACAACAAUGCCGGGAUGCCACCUUUUCCCAUUAUCAUCCAUGAUGAGCCAUCCUAUGCCCGGAGUUCCAAAAAUGCCAUUAAAGUCCCCAUUGUUAUUAAUCCAAAUGCGUAUGACAAUCUCGCCAUCUACAAAAGUUUUCUGGGAACAAGUGGAGAACUCUCUGUGAAGGAAAAAACCACAAGCGUAAUAAGCCAUACUUACGAAGAAAUAGAAACUGAAAGCAAAGUGUCUGAUAGCACCCCCAGCAAGCUCACAGACUGUCCCCAAGCUAAAGGGUUUUCCAACAGCACAGAGCGGAAAAGAGGCUCAGUAGCGCAGAAGGUGCAGGAGUUUAACAAUUGUCUCAACAGAGGUCAGUCUUCUCCACAAAGAAGCUACAGUUCCACCCACAGCUCCCCAGCAAAAAUCCAGAGACCCACUCAAGAGCCUGCGGGCAAAACGGAAGGGGCACAAGGGUCUCAGGUGCCAGGCAGCAGCAGCAACAGCACUAGGGAGAAAGCAAGCGCCGUCCUAUGUCAGAUUGUGGCAUCUAUCCAACCCCCCCAGACUCCUCCAGAAGCACCUCAAUCUAGCCCUAAGGCUUGCAGUGUGGAAGAGCUUUAUGCCGUUCCCCCAGAUGCAGAUACUACAAAAAGUAUUCCUAAAAACCCACCAGUCAGACCCAAAUCUCUUUUUACAUCUCAGUCUAGUGGGGAAGGUGAGGCCCAUCAGACCACAGAAAGCCCUACUGCCAAAAUUCAGAAAGAUCCAUCCACGAAGCCAGUGACUUCUCCUCCCUCCAAAUUAGUGACGAGCGCCCAGAGUGAGCCACCGCCUCCCUUUCCCCCACCACGGUCUACUUCCUCCCCUUACCAUGCAAGUAACCUGUUGCAAAGGCAUUUUACCAAUUGGACGAAGCCAACCAGUCCUACCCGAUCAACAGAAGCUGAAUCAAUUUUGCACUCUGAAGGCAGCAGGCGAGCCGCUGAUGCAAAACCUAAACGCUGGAUAUCAUUUAAAAGCUUCUUCCGCCGCCGCAAAACAGAUGAGGAAGAAGAGAAGGAGAAAGAGCGAGAGAAAGGGAAGCUGGUGGGCCUGGACGGGACAGUCAUCCACAUGCUGCCGCCCCCUCCAGUCCAGCGCCAUCACUGGUUCACAGAGGCCAAAGGAGAGGCCAGCGAGAAGCCUGCUAUAGUCUUCAUGUACAGGUGUGACCCUGACCAAGGCCACCUCAGUGUGGACCAAAGCAAGGCUGGGGCAGAGAAAGGAAGAGCAGAGGAGGUGUUACUGCGGAACUCGGAAGAGAAGAAAAGUAGCUAUCUUCCAUCACAGAUUCCUGACAAAGCUUGCAGUCGUGUGACCCAUGAAGUGGCAGGAGAACUUUCUCCUCGGGAUCCAAGAACUCCUGCUGGGAAGCAAGAUGGCACUUCAGUCACACCAACACUGCCUCCACCUGACCUGGAAAGGGAAGAAGAAAAAGAUGACACUUUGGAUCCUACUGACGUGAGUCCCUGCAGUGCAACCUACAGCAACCUAGGACAAUCUCGAGCAGCUAUGAUACCUCCCAAGCAUCCACGGCAUCCCAAGGGAGCGGUGGAUGAUGCCAUUGCCUUUGGAGAGAAGACAGACCAAGAAGGACUGAAUGCUUCCCAACCCACACCACCCCCACUGCCAAAGAAAAUGAUACGAGCCAAUACCGAGCCCAUCUCCAAAGACCUUCAGAAAGCCAUGGAAAGCAGUCUUUGCGUCAUGGCUAAUCCCACCUACGAUAUUGAUCCCAACUGGGAUGCCAGCAGUGCUGGGUCUUCUAUUAGCUAUGAACUCAAGGGACUAGACGUUGAGUCUUAUGAAUCCUUGGAGAGACCUUUGCAUAAGGAGAGACCCGUUCCUUCAGCAGCAAACAGUAUCUCCAGCCUAGCCACUCUCAGUGUUAAGGACAGAUUUUCUAACAGUAUGGAGUCACUCUCCAGUCGACGUGGUCUCUCCUAUAGACAGACUCGAAGCAUCCAGAAGCCACAGAGACAAGCACUUUAUCGAGGACUUGACAAUCGGGAGGAAGUGGUGGGUAAACUCCGAAGCCUUCAUACAGAUGCCUUGAAGAGACUGGCAGUUAAAUGUGAAGACCUCUUCAUGGCUGGGCAGAAAGACCAACUCCGCUUUGGAGUAGACAGCUGGUCAGACUUCAGGCUAACCAGCGACAAACCGUGCUGCGAAGCUGGAGAUGCGGUUUACUACACUGCCUCGUAUGCAAAAGAUCCACUCAGUAACUAUGCAGUCAAGAUCUGCAAGAGCAAAGCUAAGGAGUCUCAGCAGUAUUACCAUAGCCUGGCUGUCCGGCAGAGUCUGCCUGUGCAUUUUAACAUCCAGCAGGAUUGUGGCCAUUUCCUUGCUGAAGUCCCUAGUCGUCUGCUUCCCUGGGAGGAUCCUGAUGCUCCUGAAAAGGCAGAGGAUGGCACUGAAGACAGCGAAGAAGAGGGGAAGGCAGAAACUUUGGGGGGAAAUCCUGAGCCCUGCUCUGAAACAGAGCCAUCCCAGAAAGAGAACCAACGAGUCACAAACAGGAAACAAAGAAGCCACGUUGUGGUCAUCACCAGGGAGGUUCCCCAUCUCACUGUGGCCGACUUCGUGCGAGAUUCUUUGGCCCAUCAUGGGAACAGCCCUGACUUGUAUGAGAGGCAAGUGUGUCUGCUGCUCUUACAGCUGUGCUCUGGGCUUGAGCACCUCAAGCCCUACCACGUCACGCACUGCGAUCUUCGCCUGGAGAACUUGCUGCUUGUCCAGCACCAACCUGGGGGAGCUGCCCAGGGCCCUUCUCCUGCAGACCCUUGCCCCACCUUAGCUUGUCCUACAAGGCUCAUUGUGAGUAACUUCUCUCAGGCCAAGCAGAAGAGCCACCUGGUGGACCCCCAGAUCCUCCGAGACCAGUCCCGCCUUGCCCCAGAGAUCAUCACGGCCACCCAGUAUAAGAAGUGUGAUGAAUUCCAGACGGGCAUUCUCAUCUAUGAGAUGCUGCACCUGCCCAACCCUUUUGACGAGAACCCGGAGCUGAAGGAGAAGGAGUACACGCGCACAGAUCUGCCUCGGAUCCCUCUCCGCUCCCCGUACUCCUGGGGUCUACAGCAGCUUGCUAGCUGCCUCCUGAAUCCCAACCCUUCUGAGCGCAUCCUCAUUUCUGACGCCAAAGGCAUCCUCCAAUGUCUGCUCUGGGGCCCCCGAGAAGAUCUCUUUCAAAUCUUCACCACCUCUGCAACCCUCGCACAGAAGAACGCUCUGCUCCAAAACUGGUUAGACAUCAAGCGAACCCUGCUGAUGAUCAAGUUCGCGGAGAAGUCCCUGGACAGAGAGGGGGGCAUCAGCCUGGAGGACUGGCUUUGUGCUCAGUAUCUGGCCUUUGCCACUACAGACUCCCUGAGCUAUAUUGUAAAAAUCCUGCAAUACCGUUAAUAUGGCCCGGGCAUUGCUUUUAUUGUUAAAUAUCUCCACCUUCCUCAUGUUACCCUCAUGUCCCUGUCCUGGUAUCCACUCAGAAUUUAAGGAAAGGAAAGAAGCCAACUGCCACCCUUGUCCAGGGACAUGGGCUCCAUUCAGCAAGGUCACCUACAGCUUUCUACAGUGAAUGGCUGAGUGUUUCUUUACUGUACAGCAGUUCAGCUGCACAAACAUGCAGUCACCUUCCCUUGGAGCAUUUGUCAUCCCAAUAGUCUCACAAAUGUGGGGUAAAAAGUGAAAAAUGCACAGCCAUGAAGGAGCAGCUCCCAUGGAAUGAUCUCACCAAGCUGCAUACACCUCUUCCAUAACUCUGAAGCUCGCCUGCAUUAACUAGCUAGCAGUACACACAUCACCAACCUCAGCUGUCACCCACUAAUGCUCUCACAGCAGAUUCCUCUCCCUUGAAGUGACCACCUCUUUCCCUAGAGGACAUCCCAUUAUCCUUCUUGGCUCCGUUGUAGUCACUGGGGACUAGCCUUUGCUCUGGCAUACAGUGAAAGGAGGGGACCCUACAUAGAGAGCCACCCGGCAGCCGCAACCCUGCUGCCACUGCUUCACUGUCCUUCACCUUCACCCUGUCCCGCCUGCUGAAGUUUGGGUUUAUCAUUCACUUCUUGUGGUGGCCCAUUACAAAGCUGACCAAAGGUGGUAUCACCGAUGCCUCAGCAGGAUGAAAUAUAGUCCAGAGAUUAUGAAUAGUUGGCAGGAUAUGAAGAAAUAAUGUCCUUAUGUGUGCAAUUCUCCAGGGGCCCUCAGGGAACAGACUUUCAAGUACUGUUCUUUGAUUCCUGUCAGACCUACCCGCAUGGCAGCCAGGCCUGGUGGUGUCUGUCUGAGUCAGAGUUUCUUCCCCCACAAGCAGUAAUUGGCCAGCUUCCUUCCGUCAGUAAGCCGGUAUUAACUAGUCUGCCAAAUGCUGUCGGCAACAGCCCUGAGUGAGAUGGUUAUCCGUUUAGCGUCACCAUCACCUUAGAAAGCUACCCGAAGCUGGCUAUUGGAAUGGCCGGAAGACAAGGGGAAUGGGAAAGGUCACGAAGAUGGCUGACCUGUUCCUCGGAGUGCGAGCCUCUUCCAGAAAGACUGCCUCCCAGAGUGAGUGGCACGUUGCUCCUAAGACUCUGCAGUGGGUCUGGAGCUCGGCUCACAGGAAGGCUGAUGGCUGCAGUGGGUGACUGAGAGUUGUUCCCCGUGGAGCCCGGGCUCUCCCGUGAAUUAUGUGCAAUUUUUGUAUGUAUUUUUAAGCUGUAUAUUACAGUGUUUAUGUUGCAACUUUCCAUGAGUGAGAACUGCAGAAGCCUUUCUGUCUUCCCUUGGCACAUAUUUGCGCUAAGAGGCGAGUGUCCUUUCCACCUGUGUGUAUGUACACUCAUGUGCUUGUUUUAUUCAAAACUGUGAGUCUCUGUUUACUUCACCCUUGAAAUCCCAAGAGUCACUUGAAUGGUAAGUGAGUAUGCGUGUGGAACCAACCAUGUUGCAUGCACAUGCUGGAGCUAGGCUUCUGGGAAAGCAACCUACAGUGGGGUAGACAGAUCCAUUUUGUAUACCUUGCCAGUGAAGAAAACCCAGAAAGCCCUGGUCCACCAGCGCCGAGUUGUCUUAAAGCCAAGACUGAUUUUGUGCAGUAUUAUUUGGGUGGCACCUUAGUGGCCUUGGAAACUUGUAGACUUUUAACAUUUUUAACAGCCUUUCACAUGAUUCACCUUUAUCAAAGAGGAUCAAAAAAGGAGAAUGUAUUUUAUUAUGCAUUUUAAAAGAGAACGGUAUGUGUGAGGCUGCAUAUGGAGGGUGGCUUGUGUUCCUGGCUAGUGCUCUGGACUCCCAGGAAAGAGAGCUGGUUGGCCCACAGUGUCUUGUGUCUCCUACACAGAAUGACCAUGGAGAGGGCAGCCAUGAGUCAUGGCUGCACCAUGCCCAGCAGGCUAGGGUUUGAGUCAGCUUACAUAGCCCAUGGUCACAGAACUCCCUGCCUAAUGAUGCACUGAACUGGCUGCAUAAAGACCACUGACCAUGUCAGCGGGCACAGUCCUUCACUUUCCACAGUACUUGCAGAUUGAGACAUACCUUCUCCACGUCACGCUCAUGGUGCCUUGCCCAUGUAAAUCUGAAUGUUGACUAUUUAAUGAGGUUACAUAUUUAAUGCAGAAUGUUCCCUAGGCUCCUCUGUUUGUUCUGUCUGUAGAAAUCUCUCUCUUUUUUUUCCUGUUAUCUUAGAUCCAGCCUUCUUUCACACUAUAGUAGAAAAAGUGUGCACACUUCUGCUACCAUUGUCUCACUGCAUUGGUAAGCUGAGCAUCCUCCCUCCACGUGACUCUCACUAUUCUUAUGACCGCACUAGUGAAGGACAAAGAUGAAAACCAGCUAAUAGGAAAAGAGCGUCCGACUUUCUAGAGACAGGAGUUAAUUCUGUCUGGGGGAUGGCCACAGAAUGAGGGCAGGGAAGAAGGUGUCCAGGUUAGGUCAGAGCAGAGACAAGAACUACAUCUCUAGGCAAGAAGUCCAUCAGGUGGUCCUCUGAGCAUUUCUCAAAAUAACGAAAUUCAGUCCAUAUAACAUUGUCAUAGCCACUGCACGUUUCCAUUUAGAUUCACUCACUAACUGGAAGGAAACCCUCCCCUCUGCAGCCACACACACACAUUUUAUAUAUACAUAUAUUAUGAAUUUGGGAGUGUUACUAGUAUAGCACUUGAAGUUUUCACAAGUAACAUCUGUAUUGACUGGAUUCUUUUUUUCUUUUCUAUUAAAGUCUAUGCCAUAGAUUCUUCCAUUUCUGUUGAGAGUUUGAACAACUAAGCCCCACUGGAACUUUCCCUUAAGCCACAUGGACAGUCUCUCUCUCGGCACAUGUAGGUGCUAGAGAAACAGGACUGUGGCGAGAGCAGGCAAGAGCAAGAAUCGCUGUCCCUCAGAGUGCCUUGUUAGCAUAGUAACCUAGCCAUGGAGAGAAUAGCCCCCCGUGCCCCAGACAGCUCUUGGGGAAUGCAUGCAACCACGUAGUGUGCAAAAGAUCACCAUAAAGGACAGCAGCUGAUGAGCAAAUGAACAAUCAAAUAGACAUGUGGAGUAGGCCAUGAAGUUCCUGAAAAUCACCAACCCCAGGGCCGAGUUAGAUUGGAAGGCACACGGAUAGCAGAGGGCUUCAGGGGUUGUUCUCAGGACAUGGACUGGAUAAGGUCAUGGGGGAGUGAGUGCCCCUCACCGCUGGUGCUGAGGGCCAAGGAGAAACCCUCAAGAACUAGUCAGCGCAGCCUUCCUUCGUCAUGCUAGAGGAGCCUUUUCUGCCUCUGAGCUCAGGGUGUUCAUGAAGAUGGGACUCUAAAGCUCUGGGAAGCCAUGCCUCUAGGAGCAAAGCCUCAGCCAUCAAAAUCCCCAUGCACAAUCUUGAAGCCCACUCAGUAGUGGGUCAUGCAAGCUUUCCAAGUUUGAUUUAUCCAGUAUUGGGAAAUCAGCAAAUAUUAGCUGGUAACCUACAGUGAGGAUUUCCCAAAGCCUUUACCUAGAGUGAUCUGAAAAGAUGCAGGCUAGUCUCAGAAACUGGGAUGGAUUUAGGAAGCUUCAUUAUAUUCUAAGUAAUUCUAGGCUUAUAAAGCAUCCACACAGUGGGAAACAGGACAGAACUCGGCUCUCUGGGCCAGCUCUGGCAUGCUUGUUAUUUCUCUCACUAGUGGAUAAGGAUUGGGAUUCUGGUCCAGCCUCGUAACUAAACAGAAUGGCUGCCCAUAAAACUGGGUUAUUAGAUUUACCUCAUUGAAGCUCAUUUUCUGAGAGACCCAAAGUGCUGCGCUGAGACAAACCCAAGUGCACCGAAGUCCAUCCGCUCAUGCUCACAGCGGUGCACAGGUGGGGACGCCAUGGACCAAAGCCAAUGCCCCAAGGGAAGUCAGAAGAGCCAUAAUGCAGGACCCUAGACAGGUUAUACCAAAGAAAACAAGCCUUCCUCAUCCUGCUGCUUCUCAGAUGACGGGGUGAGCUGUGACAGAUGCCAGAGGAAGGGUUUGCAAACAUUCCAUGGUCAAGGUGUUCAACGGGUAAGUCCAUCCCCAAACCAGUAAAAUAAAAUAAAAAGAAGGGUUCUCUGUUAGUUAGUUUCACGCAGGCCGUUUGUACGUCAGAAGAAAAGGUGUAGGGAGCGGCAGCAGCCAGAGCAGAUGGCAAAAAAAAAAAAAUUCUCUGCUAUCUUAAGAAGGAGCUUUUAACCGGCGCACUCUCACCACACCUGGCUAGUGCCAGACCUUAUGCACGGGAGCACCGCAUCUGUAAUAUCAAAGCUUGGGUUUAUGGUGAUUUUUUUUUUUCCUAAAAAGAGGUGCUGUCAAGAGAUUUGUUUAAAGAACUCUUGGGAAAUUUUCUUAACCCACUGUACCAUUUUAUGAACCUCCCCACAAAAAUGACUCUCACUCAGCAUCCCCAUCAUCUAACAUGUAAGUACCCAGACUGUCUAAGGUGCUAUACAGCUGUUACACACCUACCCCUGCAGCUGUUUUAAAUUAGAGACUUCUGCAUCAGCUGCCACUGGACGUUUUGCCCAUGCAGAUGGGCCACAGGGGUCUGCAUUCUGAGCGUCCUUUAUACAUUCCCCCUUCAGCAGCCUCUAUGUCUGUCCCUGUCCCUGCUUCCCAUCCCAUCUCACCCAUCCCAUGGUUUUUUAAAUCAAGAAAGUUUCAGGGAAUCAAAAGAGGUUGGGAUUUUUUUUUAACCCAGCAGAAUCGCAGAGUUAUAUAUUUUGCUAUGAACAUUGUUGUGGUACAGAAAAUCCACUUUGCCUGUUGGUUUGUGGCAAGUCUGUGUGUCUGCACUCUUGGUAACUUGAAUGUCGAGCCAGCCCUAUGGCUUCAAUGUAGUGUUGUUGAAAGAUUAAACCACACAGCUUCAGGAAGCCUACUCAAGUUGUUCCUUCCUUAUUUCCCAUCCCUGACCAGUUCUGGAGAGCGGUGUGUAUAGACACUGGGCUGGGUUUUCUGUUCAUGACACAGAGGGCAUUUUGUUGGGAGGUGGAGGCAGAAGCAAGAUGUCACCUGUCUCAGUGAAUUGAAUCAUGACAGUCCUUAUUCUAAUAUCACUAAUUCUCCAUGGCACUGCCCUCAUUCUGCUUUGGGAAAUCUUGUUUCUCUUCCUUCGGCCCUUUACCCAUCUCCUCUCGUAUUUUUACAAUUGUAUGAAUCAAUAACAGGUCCCUGUGUCACCAGUGGCGCCUCCCUUUGGUUUGCUGUGGUACUUUGCUGUGUAUUCUGUGGCCUCACGUUACUGUGUAAAUAAAUUCUGUUUAAUAUACACUAAAAA